Macrosiphum euphorbiae (potato aphid) is the source of this 1125-nucleotide messenger RNA. Lineage: Eukaryota; Metazoa; Arthropoda; Insecta; Hemiptera; Aphididae. The record is from the annotation of a GenBank genome assembly.
AUGGCUAAUGGGUCGGCUUGUCAAGAAGAACAUUUUAAAAAUGGUAUUACUAAUGGUGCUGAGUGGUAUGAACUUGAAGGUGGAAUGCAAGAUUUUAACUACAUAUAUUCAAACUGUUUUGAAAUUACAAUCGAACUUACCUGCUGUAAAUUCCCAUCUCCAUCCGUGCUGACUAAAGAAUGGGAAUAUAACCGUGAAUCGUUGUUAACUUAUAUGGAGAGUGUUCAUAUGGGAAUUAAAGGAUUGGUUCAAGAUGAAAAUAAUAACCCAAUUCCAGGGGCUACUAUACAUAUUGUAGGCAUAAAUCAUACUGUAAAAACUACAAAUAGAGGUGAAUAUUGGAGACUAUUACUUCCUGGUAUAUAUAACAUUUCAGCCAAUGCUCCUGGUUACAAUGCAUCAGUGUAUCGAAAUAUUUUGGUGAAGAAUGAUACUCUACGUUCUACAACUGUUAACUUUACACUCCAUACAUUAAAACAAUCGUCAGAACUCAUUGAUUUUGAUACAUCAAACGUGGUAAUUGAUUUAUCUCACUGGAAUGUUAAUGUUGAUUUUGGAUUGGCCAAAAGUAAUGGGACUGUGGCUGUGAUUCAUAAGGCAACUCAGGGGAUUAGAAAUAUCGACUCUUGCUAUAGAACCAGACGAAUUGCAGCUGAAAAAGAAGGACUACUUUGGGGAGCAUAUCAUUUUGGUACUAAUACAAAUGGUGUCAUCCAGGCUAAUCACUUUUUAAAUCAAGUCGGAAAUACAUCAGCAACUUUACUUGUUCUAAAUGUUGAGCCUUACAAAAAUAAAAUAAUGACCCAAAAGCAAGCUGAAGACUUUAUAAAUACUGUUCAAAAUGUAACUAAAAAUUUUGUCAUGAUUUAUGCUAGUUAUAAUACCUUAAAAAAUUACUCUACCCCAUUUUUAUUAAAAACUCCAUUAUGGAUAGCUCUUUAUAAUACACAACUUAAAUUACCACCGGGUUGGGAUAAAUGGGUCUUAUGGCAAUACACUGAUGGAAAAAAGGGUUUAUGGCCACAUGGAGUGAACGGUGUUGGCUUAUGUGAUAGAGAUAAAUUUAAUGGUUCAGUUGAUAGACUGAGAGCAUUUUGGCCAAAUGGAAGUUUGCCUCUUUUAUGA